Messenger RNA from Salvia hispanica, 3036 nucleotides. RefSeq names its product putative late blight resistance protein homolog R1C-3. Gene Ontology annotation, biological process: defense response to other organism. The record is from RefSeq and is a predicted model, not a curated record. Gene Ontology annotation, molecular function: ADP binding. Lineage: Eukaryota; Viridiplantae; Streptophyta; Magnoliopsida; Lamiales; Lamiaceae.
UACUGCUUCUCGAUCCAAAAAAAAUAAAAAUCAUGUUAAUCUAAUUAAGCGUUACAUCUUUAUUUGCAUAUUGUCGGAGAGAGAGAGAGAGAGUUAUCGGCAAUGGAGAAUGCGGUGUUGAAACUUCUGCUGGAGAAACUCCAUAACAUGAAGACUGACGAAGAGGAGGAGCUGAAGAUGCAACUCCGCAGGGUGGAAGGCUUCCUCAAAAAUUUCACGGCGAAGCAGCGGAAGUACGAUCCCGUCGUGAAGGGGCUCGUCCACCAGGCAACUGACCUCAUUUACGAGGUGGAUGACGUCAUAGACUCCAUCUUGAUCCAUAAAGCCAAUCAGAUUCACACUAGUCUCCGCUUGUCUUUUAGACGUCGCUGGAUGCCAGGCAGAUCAACAAGCCAACUCACUGGAGUUAUCGCAAAGAUCAAAAGCUUCUUAUCAUCCUCCGAUGAGGUGAAGUCUAACUUCGCCAUCGACCAAGAGAACAAUGAAGACAAUUUGAAGGAUACUGCUUUAAGACGAUAUAAAAUAGUGGGUUUUGAAGAGGAGAUGAUUACAUUGAUUGGAUACCUUUGUGAACAAACCGAGCAACUUGAUGUCAGCGCGAUAGUUGGUAUGCCCGGGAUCGGGAAGACAACAUUAGCAUGGAAUAUUUAUGCAAACCCAAAAAUCAAGGAUGAAUUUCCAAUCCUUAUAUGGGUUCAUGUCUCGGAUACUUUCACGGAUAAGAACCUCUUUCUCGCCAUUUUGAGGAAUUUCUCGCACGAUGAUGUAACUGAGAAAAGUGUUGAGGAGUUGGCCAAACUAGUGUAUGGCCAUCUAGAAUGUGGAAAAUUCUUGAUUGUCUUGGAUGAUGUACGAUCAGUUGAGGAUUGGGAUCGACUCAAAAGUGCUCUACCAAUAUCCAAUAAGUUAGGCAAAGUGUUGAUCACCACUUGUAAUGAGGCAGUGGGGCGGUAUGCUAGCAGAAGUAGACUUCCUUACAAGGUUCGCUUCUUAAAUGAUAGCGAGAGUUGGUCGCUGCUCCAGUUUGAGGUUUUUGGUAAGCAAGAUGGGUGCCCUCAAGAGCUGGAAAGCAUUGGAAAGCUGGUAGCAAAGCAAUGUGAGGGGCUGCCGCUUGCAGUAGUUGUCAUGGGAGGUAUUGUUGCUCAAAAGGACAACCCAUCUUCAGAUAUGGCGGACAGGAAAGCUGCAUGGAUCGAGGCAUGUCAAGACAUCCCUCAAUAUCUUAAUGAGAAAUUUUACGAUGAUUUGCCCCAACACUUGCAGCUUUGCUUUCUCUAUUUUGGGAUGUUCCCUUCUAACUUUGAGAUAUCAGUUUGGAAUUUGGUAAGAAUGUGGAUUGCUGAGGGGUUUAUAUUGAAAGAAGGGGUUUUGAGUUUGGAGAAAACUGCUGAGAAUUAUCUAGAGGACCUUAUCAACAGGCACUUGGUUGUAGUUGGCCAGUAUGGUGGUGAUGGUAAAGUUAAAACAUGCCGCAUUCAUCAUACGCUCCAUGAUUUUUGCAAAAUCAAAGCUAGAAAGGAGAAUGUCCUUCAAGAAAUUAGGUUUAUAAAUGGAGUCUUUGAACCCCCAGUUUCUCAACUGUCACUCAGUCGCCGUCUUUGUAUUCAUUCCUAUGUUCCUGGUUUUCUGGAUUCCAAACCUUCAUGUCCUCGUGUCCGUUCCUUUGUCAGUUUCUCCAGUGAUGAAACUAACUUGCCUCCAAAUAGUAACUCAGCUAUCCCCGAAGCUUUCCAACUACUUAGACUUUUAGAUAUCAAGCCCAUUGUAUUCUCGAAAUUUCCUAGAGACUUGUUCCAAUUGAUUCACUUGAGGUACCUCGCUAUGUCCUUGUCUAUAAGUUCUCUUCCUAUUGGCUUCUCCAAGCUUUGGAGCAUGCAAACUCUUAUAGUGGAGACAACUUGUCGUACCCUUGAAAUCAAAGAAGACAUUUGGAAGAUGGCUAACUUAAGACAUUUUAAGACAAAUGCUUCUGCUGAUUUGCCCAGAUCUAGUAAACCUACACAAGAAGCUCUAGAGCUCCAAACACUUGGCAUGCUUUCACCCCAAAGUUGCACGGAGGAAAAUUUGGGCAAGGUUCGUAAUUUGAAGAAAUUGGGCAUUCGUGGAAGACUCUGUGUCUUAAUGGAUGAUAAGGAAGACUCAUUCAACAGUGUGGGAAGACUGGCUAAUGUUGAAAAGUUGAAGCUAUUAAAUGAUGUAUUUCCUCAUGCACCUUCACUAUGUCGAGUGCAGAGUCUUCCCCCCGCUGCUAACUUUCCUCCGGGAUUAAGGAGCCUAACACUAUCUGACACGCUUCUUGAUUGGAGUCAGAUGCACAUCCUAGCAUCUCUGGAGAUGCUGAAGGUUCUCAAGUUGAAAGAAAAAGCAUUUGUGGGCCAUACCUGGGUGACAGAUGAUGGAGGUUUUCGCAAUCUUGAAGCAUUGCAUAUUGGGCGCACAGAUUUAGUGAUUUGGCUCACUUCAGCCUAUCACUUCCCAAAACUUAUGAAUCUUGAGCUGUACAAAUGUGUGAAUCUUCAAGAAGUUCCGAUUGAACUUGCUGAUAUACCAACAUUCCAAAGCUUGGAAUUGUACCAAACUGGACUUGCGGCUGCUUCUGCAAAUAGGAUUCAUGAGAGAAAGCAGAAGUAUAUUCAAGAGCUAAGCAACAAACACAGAUCUGCUUCACAUUCACGCUCUAGAGCGUUCAAGCUCUCCGUUUUUCCUCAAAAUUAAUUGAUGGCUCACACCCUUAUUGAUUCUCACUUGCAAGAUGCGAGCUGAAGUUUCAAUGAGAUUAGGGAAGAAUGGGUGCAUGGGAAUCUUGUCAAGAAAACCUCUUCUACUAGUUUGCAUAAAUAGAACUGUGCUUUGAUUCCGUACGUUAUUCCAGACUGUAAUGUUGUUUGUUUUACUAGUUUGCUUGGGUGUGACUGUGGGAGACUUUGUCUUUAUAUCAUUGUAAACUUAUAAUUAUGUUGACUUGGGACUUUUGUCACUGUUGUUACGGUAACUAUGGUUGGAACCUUUUAUGUUAUCAACACACUUUUUCUUCUA